Molecule: messenger RNA, 600 nt
Organism: Cetraspora pellucida
Lineage: Eukaryota; Fungi; Glomeromycota; Glomeromycetes; Diversisporales; Gigasporaceae
Source: the annotation of a GenBank genome assembly
AUGGGUAAGGUCCUUAUUUUGAAUGCGGAAGAUAUAUCAGAUGAAUGUACAAGGUGGUUUGAUGUGCAAUGUAAGACAGAAGAUAUGCUUAAUAAUUUAAAUAAAGAAGGGAUUAAAGUUAAUGCUGUUGUCACAGAUUGCACAUCUCAAUAUGAAGCAGCAAGACAUUGGAUUAUUUACUAUUAUAAAAAUUGGUUCAAUAAAUCUCUGAAUUCAAUUCUAUCUGAAUUGCAAUAUUAUGAAAGCCAAGAAUACCUUUUUAAUCAAGAAACUUUUAACCAAUUUGGUAGUGAUGUGCUAAAAUAUUGGAAUUUUUGCAAAGGAAUUGCUCCAGAAUUACAUCUUGUAGCAAUAUAUAAACAAAACAUUGCAAUUCCAGUUGAAGAAAAUGAUGAACAAACGAGUUUAGAUGAAGACACAGAAGAAGAGCAAUUAAUUAGUCUAUCAGAAAAUGAUAUGGAUUUAGAAAAUCCUGGAAAGCAAAUUCAGAUGAAUGUUAAGGAGAAAGUUGAAGAUGACUUAAAUGAAUCAGAAAGUCUGUCUAAAUUAUAUUUUAAUGAAGUAGAAUUUCAUCCUGUAGAUGACUUUACAGCCAAGUAG